Molecule: messenger RNA, 351 nt
Organism: Uncinocarpus reesii 1704
Lineage: Eukaryota; Fungi; Ascomycota; Eurotiomycetes; Onygenales; Onygenaceae
Exons: 3
Coding region: 1-351 (116 amino acids)
Source: RefSeq, a predicted model, not a curated record
AUGUCCUUCCUUUCUCUCCCCAGAUCUCGUCUUUCCCAGACAGCCCUCCUCUCCCGCCGAUUCCUCGUCCCCGCUUCCACAACCCCGUCCUUCCACUCUUCAGCAUCACGCAGCGUCCUCAAGGAAUCUGAUAGACAUCGCGAGGAGGGCAACGAUGUAGCCAGCGAGAUUGAGAAGCACAAGCAGUCGCAGAUCGACCAGCAUAAGAACGGCCAUGAUAAAGCCGGCUGGGUAGAAGAAUUGGCUAGUUCCAGUGAGGAGAAUGUCAAGGCGGAUAGAGGCGAGAUCAGAGAUGCUGCCUUUGACAAAUUCCAGGAGAAGAAAGAACGGGAGAAAGGAAAGUCGGCCUAA